AUGGAGGACGUGGACGAGUUCUUCCUGGAUGGGUGCUACGAGGAAGUGUUGACUGCUGCGGAAAGACGAAUGAUGGGAUACGACCCGCCAUUGAACCAACCAUUGGGAGAAACCGAGCUAGAACCAGAACUAGACCCAGAGCUAGAAGCAAUGGGGCACCCGUUUUACAACGAGAAGUUCCACCCUGCAUCACCGCCUCCCAUCACGCGUUUUGACCACAAUCCAGACAUUGCACCAGAAGGAGAAGAGGAGCUUCAGCCAGCAACGCUGAUCCCGGACUACAUCGACGAAAACGAGGACGACACGGGCCGAUCUUCAUUUAUUGACGUGGCCCGACGGAUAAACUUUGACAACGACAACGAUAUCGAUGUCGAUCAUGGUAACUCGGGGGACCACCGUCGUGAAAGUGCCAUGGCCAGCACCAGCAAGUCGCCGACGUUGAGCAGCAGCAAUAAGCAGUCCCCCUUGCGAUCGCCAUUGCCCGAACAGCAAAAGAACCAACCGAGACAAGACCAAGACGAUGAUUUGGAGGAGUACCCCGAUCACGACGAUUACGACGACCAUCAGGACCAGCAAGGCCAUCAGGACUACGGAGAAUAUGACCCCGGUGCCUUUGACGAUGGCAGCUACGCUCACGACGAAGCACCUUUGCUGGAAGAGCUCCCGUCUGCAUUAUUGAAGCCACGCGCGGCAUCCCCUCUGGACUCGCCCGAGCCGCAAUCAUCAUCACGAUCCGAUUCGCCCUCAUUUCAAGCUCAAGUGAUUGAUAAUCCUGCACGAGCCAAGAGGCGGAGAGUGCCGAGCGACGAAGAAGACUAUGAAGAAGUUGAAGAUUCGCCUUCGUUGUUCAUAGGUGAGGAAGAACCCACUACCGAGGAAGCCACCGCGUCGCAGUUUCUGGAAUUCGACGACCCUUCAAGCUCGCAAUACACCAAUUCUUCAUCAUCACAAUCAUCGCGCACCCACAACCGCAAUCGACGGCUGCAACAAUCACAACUGUCCAGUUACAUCACAACCACAUAUGACACUGAACUGCUACCAUCGCCUCCUCCCGAUGGGAUAAGACGCUCUCGCCGCACACGAAUCAAACCACUAGCAUACUGGAGGAACGAGCGUAUCGUCUAUUCCAAACCGAGCCAAGUCGAAGACGACAUCGCAGACACGACACUCGGCAGGGACAUACUAGAUUUGCCCUUGCGGCUGAUUAAGGAAGUGGUGCAUGUUCCAGACUCGAUUGCGCUCGCGAGAAACUACAAGCCAAGAACCAAGAACCGAGGUAGAAAGAGACAGAACACCAUUGCUGUUCCCUUGUCUCCUCGACCAUCAGAAGACGAAUUGGAAAAUGACAUCACGGGCGCGGAAUGGAUCAAGCAGGACUCAGAGUUGAAACUAACUGUGAUUGAAAAUGGCGAGCCUGUGGAACAGAUCGUGGCGUAUAAUCAAGACGGGAUCGAAUUCCCCACCGAUAACGCCGUUGACGAUGACGUUGGUGGCGAUGAAGAUCAACUCCAAGGUCAAGGACAAGCCCGGGGGACAAGAUUCAGCAUUUCGAUUUUGUUCAACGAGGACAACGAUUUCUGUUCGGUAGCCAUGUUGGAGAUCCCCGCCGGCGAAGUGAAGGCACCCGUGACGAUGACCACGUGCAACUAUGUCUUCACGGUGAACCGCGGCGUGAUUCAAGUGAGUUUGAACAAUCAGUUGUUUAUCGCUACAAAGGGCUGUGUGUUUCGAAUACCCAAUGGCAACGAGUACGGGUUCAGGAACGUGGGCAACGGUGCUGCCGUGUUGUUUUUCAUCCAGGUUCGUAUCCCCGAGGAGAUUGAGGUUGAAGGCGGUGGCGCCAUCCAGGAUUCGUUUGUAGAAAACACAUAA
Messenger RNA from Lodderomyces beijingensis, 1872 nucleotides. The record is from the annotation of a GenBank genome assembly. Lineage: Eukaryota; Fungi; Ascomycota; Pichiomycetes; Serinales; Debaryomycetaceae.